This is a messenger RNA of Copidosoma floridanum, 2139 nucleotides long. Its product is annotated as KIF-binding protein. Gene Ontology annotation, molecular function: protein binding. The record is from RefSeq and is a predicted model, not a curated record. Lineage: Eukaryota; Metazoa; Arthropoda; Insecta; Hymenoptera; Encyrtidae. Gene Ontology annotation, biological process: microtubule cytoskeleton organization; neuron projection maintenance; central nervous system projection neuron axonogenesis.
ACAUCCAUGAUAGAUAUAAAAGUGUAACUGUUUUUAUUAAGUUUGAAGAAUAAUCAAUGACAUAGGAAUUGUUUAUUUUUUUAGGUAAAAACUCGACGUUUUUCUCAAAGCUUAAAACCCUCAAAAGUUUUUAUUGUAUUCACAUAAGUUGGUAAUAUUAACACUACAGUUUUGCAGAUAAAUAUUCUUUAGUUGACACUAAAUUUAGAUAUUUUUUCUUUCUAGUAAAUAUUAUAUUCAUUUUCCGAAUUAAUUGUAAUAUUAUUAGUCACGCCUUAAAGUUUCACAAAUGACCGUCAUGGGUGAUAAUAAGUGCAUUAGUGACAAUGUCAGAAGUGAACUCAAGGAGAUGUACAUGAAAGUAAAAAAACUCUUGGAUGAAAAUGAUCCAGAAACAGAGCCAUACAAGAGCAAGUAUGCAGCAAUGGAAAUUCUGAAAAACAUGCAAAAUCUCUUGCUCAACUCAGUUGACAAUGCUAAGCAAGAGGAAAAUGAGGUGAUCUCCAUGCUUGCAAUUGUAUACUUGAAUCAAGGUAUUGUUGCUAUUGAGACCGAGGAAUUAAAGUCUGGUCAAGACUACCUCAAUAAAUGUUUCGAUUUGUUGAGCAAAAACAAACUCAAAGGUGAUAUUGUUCUACCCAUGAUAAGUGCUCUGAAUCAACUGGGAAUACUGUGGUCCAAGCGCGACGAAGCAACCAAAGCUCAAGAAUACUUGGAACAAGCUGAGACAAUUUACAAGAAUUACAAAAAUUCUCAGGACUCUAAUGCAGACAUCAUGAGUAUGUCUAAUUUUUUUGGAAUUCAAGAUUUCGACGAGCUGCCUGCACCAAAAGUCAUCGAGAAACUUCACACACUGACCCUGUACUAUUUGGCACAAAUUUAUGGCAGCUUGGACAAUUACCUCAAGUCUGCUGUCUAUUGUCACAUGACACUCAGAAGACAAUUGGAAAUGAAUGACUUUGAUAGCAUUGACUGGGCUUUGAAUGCUGCGACGCUUUCACAGUUUUUCAUGGAAAAAAAGGGUUUCAGGCAAGCCAGGCAUCAUCUUGCUGCUGCAACUUAUAUCUUGGGAAAGCACGAGGAUACUUUAAAGGACUUAAGCUCAAAGUUAGAAACAAAUGACCAAGAAAAAGAGAUCUUGGACUCGAAAUGGGAAAAUUUUAAGCAUAGAAGUGCAGAUAUUUCCAGAUGCUGGGCAAAAUAUGGAAUCUUGCUCAUGAGCACGUCAAGAGAUCGCUUGAUUUCUAGUACAGAAACUGGCGAAGACAAUCCUUUGUCCGACAGUACUACCAUUCCCGUUGAUUCCAAGUCUGAUAUAAAUCAGGAGACAUUCGAUGGUUUGAAAUUUGAGACCAUUGAAAAUGAUAUUGAACACAUUACCGGGACAAUCACGGACAAGUACCUUCUUGACUUUAAUGAUGCCAAGGCGGUGUUUUUAAAUGUACAAAAAUGGUUAAAUGAUGCCAAGUCAUAUUACACUAUGGAAAACCAUGCCUCUGACUACGUACAGAUCGUUCAAGAUAUUUCACAGUUGUACAAGUACCUCACAUUUUUCGAAGAUGAUGAAGAUCGGCAAGCUAAAAUGCACAAGCGCAGAAUUGAUCUACUGGAGGAAAUUGUCAAAGAAUUGAAUGAGAGGUAUUACCUGUCAGUGUGUCAACAGAUCUGGAUCGAGUUAGGUGAAACGUAUUCGGAAAUUCUUGACAUAAAACUCGACAAGCUCAAAGCCACUGAUGACAGACCUACUCCCCAUGCACUGACAAAAAUUAACAAUCUUACCAAUUCAGCUAUACAGAACCACACAAAGUUUCUUGACUCUAUGAAAGAUUUGAAGGGCAAGUCGGAAAAGUUCCCAGAGGAGAUGCUUAGAGCAGCGUUGUAUUCGUAUUUCCAUCUGGGUAGGCUGUACAAUAAAUUCAUCACACCGGAUAAGCACAAGCAGCUUGAGUAUGCGAAGAAGAGCCUCGAUGCUUAUACAUUCUUGGUGAAUUAUUGCGAGAAGGAUCCAAAGGCAGCUGAACUCAUGGCUGUGGAACUAAACAUCUGUAAAGACUUUAUGAAACUGUUACCAGUCAAGAUUUGUAAGCUCAACACGGAGUAGGCCGAUUCCUCUUAAGGCUUGCGUGAGUUUGUGUUAAU